Molecule: messenger RNA, 1461 nt
Organism: Auxenochlorella protothecoides
Lineage: Eukaryota; Viridiplantae; Chlorophyta; Trebouxiophyceae; Chlorellales; Chlorellaceae
Product: Ubiquitin carboxyl-terminal hydrolase 7
Exons: 6
Coding region: 1-1461 (486 amino acids)
Biological process (GO): regulation of proteasomal protein catabolic process; protein deubiquitination; proteasome-mediated ubiquitin-dependent protein catabolic process
Molecular function (GO): cysteine-type deubiquitinase activity; proteasome binding; protein binding
Source: RefSeq, a predicted model, not a curated record
AUGGUUCGGGUGGAGGUGAAGUGGCAGAAGGAGGUGUUCAAGGACCUGGAGGUGGACAUCUCCGCCCCUCCCGCCGUGUUCAAGACGCAGCUCUUCUCCCUCACGGGGGUGGCCCCCGACCGCCAGAAGAUCAUGGGCCUGAAGGGGGGCCUGCUCCGGGACGACGCCGACUGGGGCUCCACGGGGAUCAAGGACGGGUCCCGGAUAACGAUGCUGGGCACUGCGGGGGCUGUGCCGGUGGCCCCCACCCAGGCCCCCACCUUCCUGGAGGACCUGCCGGAGGACCAGCAGGACGUCAUGGGGCUCAGCAAGUACGGCGCGGGGCUGGAGAACCUGGGCAACACCUGCUACAUGAACAGCACGCUGCAGUGCCUGUAUGGCGUGGAGGAGCUGCGUGAGGACCUGGCACGAUAUGCCGCGGCCUCGCUGACAUCCACGGACCCCAACGCCACGCUCACCACGGCGACAAAGUCACUGUUCUCCUCGCUGUCCACCUCGGCCCAGCCCGUGCCGCCCAUGGCCUUCCUCCUGAGCCUCCGCAAGAAGUUUCCCCAGUUUGCUCAGCAGGCCAGGCAAGGCAUGGAGGAGGGCUACUACAUGCAACAGGACGCGGAGGAGUGCUGGACCAACCUGCUGUACGUCCUGCGCGAGACGCUGCAGGGGUCCUCCCCCGCCGCCGGCUCGGCGGUGGAGCGCCUGUUCGGCGUGCGCCUGGCGGCGCGCCUGACCUGCGCCGAGAGCGGCGAGAGCCUGGAGGAGGUCGGCACGGCCUACACGCUGAAGUGCAACAUCAGCGCUGAGGUCAACCACCUGGCCGACGGCAUCCGCCUCGGCCUCAAGGAGGACCGGGAAAAGACCAGCGCUGCACUGGGGAGGAUCGCGCCGUUUGUCGGGUCGUCCCAGAUCACGGCCCUGCCGCCCUACCUGACGGUGCAGAUGGUUCGCUUCUACUACAAGGCGGACGUCCAGCAAAAGGCCAAGAUCUUGAGGAAGGUGGCCUUCCCGGCGCAGCUCGACGUCUUCGAGUUCUGCAGCCCCGAGCUGCAGGCCGAGCUCAAGGCCCCCCGCGAGGCGGCCAAGGCGGCCGAGGAUGCCAAGGCCGGCGCGACAAAGUCGGGGUCCGGUCCAGCCGCGGCAGGCGACGCGGCCCCCGGCCCCAGCACGGCUGCGGGGCCUGCAGAUGCCCCAGCACCCGCCACCAUGGCAGCAGCAAACACCCCUCCCGCCGCCAACAGCGGCGCGCUCACCGCGCGGUACGAGCUGUGCGGGGUGCUGACGCACAAGGGGCGCAGCGCUGACUCGGGGCACUAUGUCGCCUGGGUCAAACAGGGCGAUGGGCGCUGGAUCUUGUUCGAUGACGACCGCAUGGAGGUUCGGGAGGAGGCCGACGUGCUGGCCCUGGCAGGCGGCGGCGACUGGCACAUGGCCUACCUACUGGAGGAUCCCAAGGCACAGGCCUGA